AGCAGAGAAUCACUCUGAUUCUCCAACUGAGGGAGGGACAUUGCGUGUCCCACAGAAAGAUGAGAAGUCAGAUAAAGGGUGGAGGUGUAUGACUUCAUCUUUUUCUCUUUUUUUUUCUUCUUCAGGUAAGAUGCAUUUAAGGAAGUUGCCUAGUAAUAAAUCUGCAUGCCAUACAAGCAUACCUAGUUCUCUCUCACAUAAACAUGCAUCCCGUUUCAGAUGCAUGCAGUCCUCAGUAAGUUUACUAUUUGACAACACUUGAUGGGUGAUCUCACAUGCUUCAAGUCCAAUGAAAAAGCAUGGAUAACAGAAAGUCGGUGCAUGUUCCUCAGCUUAGCAACGAAAUGCAGCUGAAUGUCAUGAACUGGGUGAAAUCAGGCCAAAUGAGUAUCGAUGAAGCUCUGAUGCGGGCUAACAAUGGCACGUUACACAAGCAGAGGAACUCUGAGCCGGAGGAAAAACAGUCACAGUACAACUUCAGUGUUCGUAAGUUCAACCGCUACAUAUGGCAGAAACGGGUGUUGCAGAUUGAUUUCAGCACAAGCCUUUUGUGCAGCAUUGAGAAAGGCAUUGUGAAACGACAGCUCUGUUUUUCUGAGGUGAAAAACUGCCACGAUGCACCAGGUACCAAGUUCUCGAUUUCGUUUAGAGAUCGGUCUGACUAUGAGCUGGAAGCGGCGUCCUUAGAGGACAAGCAGCAGAAGAACAUUGGUGAGCAAGUAAUGCUACAUUGCUCCAAAUCUGUUCUGAUGAACAAACAAACUAAUCUACAUCUUGGAUGGCCUGAGAUCAUGCAGCUGGUGAAUCAGGUCAUCUUCAAUAACAUCUACAGCCUUCUUGAGAAUGUGAACUCGGUUGAAAUGCAAAAUGAACAGCUGCCUCCAACUCCUGGCAACCUCAAAGAGGGCCUUCUACUACUGCAGAGAGGAGGACUGGCAUCAUUCAAAUGGAAGAAAUAUGAGGCUAAUCUUCAGCCUGGUCAGCUGACCUUGUUCCCAGUCAUUCAGCAGUUUUCCAGCAGUGAUGCAGGUGUGUCUGUUUCCUCCAGCGAUUUUGUCUGGAGUCUCUCAGACAUUUACACCAGUGUGGAUAAUAUCAGGUGUACUGGGGGUGAUGGGGCAGCUCUUGUCAUCCAUCUCUCCGACGGUAAUGUCAGGGUGGACAUCCCCUGCAACACAGACACCUUCACCCUGCACAACGACAAGAAUGACUUUGUGUUCCGAAUACCAAAGAGUGACCACAUAACCCCAGAGGCUAUAACAAAUGAGCGAGAUGCCUGGGUCAAAGCGAUCAAACAGCUAUGUGUGGACUGGAAAAGAAAGUCACAUCCUGAACACUUCUAUGAAGCCCCAGAAAAAGAUCUCACGGAUGUUAAAGAGUCAGAAAGUAAGACUCCGGACAACCACGAUCCGCUUGCACCUCCACGGGUGCCACCUUCAUUGAGACCACGCUUGCCCAGAACAUCCCCGAUUGUUCCUGCAGCUUUGUCAGCAUCACCAGACCCAGAAACGGCUUCCCUGGAAGCAUCAGAAGCAGAACCGCAGCCAACGCUUACAGCACAGAACAGAGCUGUGCACAAGCCAGACCUGACGCCCUCAGCAGUGCCCGUGACCUCACCAGUAGCCACGUGCUCAUCACCGGAUCCGUUUGUUUUGCCCCCGCCGUUGCCUGUGCCAUCAGCAGUGCCAGGUCCUGUCCCUUCUGCCCCUUUGCCCCCUCCGCUGCCCAUCAAAUCCAAGCCGCUUUCAGAGAGGACAAAAGCUUUUCACUGGGACCUGGUGGCUCAGGAUAAGAUAGAGAAGUCGAUGUGGUCUUGCAGGAACCCCAGGAAGAUUGAAAUUGACACCUCGCGUUUGUAUGAGCUGUUUGGAGUGAAAGAGACGGCCCGCAUUGCCAGAUCAGAGUCCAUCAGUACUAUGGAAAUCAUGUUAAACUCAAAGAUCGCUCACAACUUCAAUAUUUUUCUCAGAAGUUUCCCUGUGCAUCCAAAAGAGCUUAAGGACAAAUUAUUGAUUAUAAAUGAAGAGGAAGGGGGUCUCUCUGACGAGCAUAUUGCCUCUCUCAGGAGAUACAUACCCACCCCAGAUGACACUGAGAUGUAUAAAUCGCACAAAGGAGACCCGAGUGAGAUGCAUGUGGUGGACCAGUACAUGAUGGAGAUGUGCAACAUCCCGAACCUCAGCGCCCGUCUGGACCUGCUGCUCACGUUGCGAGAGCUGCCCAUCUGUAUGGAGGAUCUCACGCCGCUGAUUAUCCAGAAGAUCCGCAUGUGCCAGCAGCUGUGGGCUUGUGAGUCAUUUGUCAGCGUGCUGGAGUACCUUCUGGCUGUGGGCAAUUACCUCAACCAGAACGCAGGCAAGGACAGGGCCAAGGGAUUUCGCCUCUCAUCCUUAACUAAGCUUUCCCAGCUGCGCGGGAACAAUCGGAAGUUCACCUUGCUGCAUGCCCUUGUGGAGCAGAUCAUGUUACGAGAACCAUGUUUGGCCACCUUUUUCCUGGAGCUUGCAGAAUUCGAGACUGUUCCUGGAGCUUCAGUUAAAGGUCUGACAGCAGAGGUGGAUGUAGUGAAGAAUGAAUUUCAGAAGAUCGUCCAAUACAGGAAAACAUACAGUAAAAGUAAAAAUGAAGUCAAUCAGCCCAAAUUCUUCAAAGACUUAAAGGCGGCCAUCGAGAAGCAUGAGGCCGAUCUCAGACAGCUGAUGAAGAGGUGUGAGGAGAUGAGGAAGCUCUACACUGACAUAUUGAUAAAAUUCGGAGAGCCUUUGGAUCAAGACUCCCAAGAAGUUUUUGGGUGGAUUUGCCAAUUUAUCGGUGACUUUAAGAAGGUGUACUCUGAAUACGCUCAAUGAAGCUGAUUUUCAUUCACUUCUGGAACAGUAGGUGUUUGUUUGUCUGAAUUUGCACCUGCUAUCAAGCAUGUCCUACAAUUUCAUUUGGGAAGGUUGAUUGGAGCGUCUGUAGAAACAGUCUUAUCUGCAGACUGCGACCGAUGUUUUCUGGAUCUUCUCCAGUGCUGGUGUUCAGUUUGAUUAAGUCUUGGCGAGCCGGAUCCUGUGCUUCUCUGACCUGGAGCUACAGCAAACUGCUCGUUUCUCAGACGUUUUCUGGAGGCGCAUAUCAUUUUGCUUCUGCGAGAGUGUAGCUGUAAUGGAUGUCAGUA
This is a messenger RNA of Carassius carassius (crucian carp), 3160 nucleotides long. RefSeq lists its product as uncharacterized. Lineage: Eukaryota; Metazoa; Chordata; Actinopteri; Cypriniformes; Cyprinidae. The transcript has 18 exons. The coding region runs from base 300 to 2849 and encodes 849 amino acids. The record is from RefSeq and is a predicted model, not a curated record.